UGUUAAAUACAUAUCGUAAUAGUAAAAAUGCUACCCGAGUAGUGAACACUAGUUCCUUUGCUGACACGCGUUUCGAAGUGAACGAUACACACAUUCGCCAUUAGUUAUGGAGAGUUCUUUGCCAGUAUUUAUUGACCUGCCUGAAAAAGAUCAGGCACAGGAGAUUCGUCAAUAUCUGAUUUCAGCUGGGUCUGAUCUUAGCAGUGACAGUAAAGAAAGUAUUCAUGAGGAAUUGUCAUGUUUGCUGGAUGCUUGCGAUAACUGGUUAAAAUCUGCUAGUGAUGAUGAUUUAGAAGCCAUGAUGAACAGUUUUAUAUCACUUAUUCUUUUCUGUACAUUUGAUGACAAACUGACACGAAAGUUUUGCGCUAAAUUAACAGAGAUGGGUGCUUCGGAAAGUAAUGCCCUGCUCAGAAUUAAAAUAUUAAACAACUUAUUUGUUGGCUUGCCUGAAGGUAAUGCUUUGAGAUAUGAUGUAUACAUUGGCCAACUUCGUCUGGCUUCAAAGUUCGGUCACACUAAUGCUAUUAUAACACAGUUGAAACAGGUUAAAGAGUGGCUAAAGAUGUGGGAUAUUAGCAUUGAACAGAAACGCACAUGUUACAGAGAAUUGCACACAGCUUUAAAAGAUGAACACAAAAGUGAACAAGCCACACGUGUCAUGUUAGAAUUGUUAUCAACAUACGACGAAGCCAGUGCGUCUCUCGCUAAGGCGGAUGCAGAGAACUGUAUUCUUAAUUUCAUAAAGAAACCAGAUAUAUUUAUAAUGGACCAUCUACUGAAUUUAAAACCAGUCGCAGUGUUACAGGGACAGCCAAUACAUAAGCUUCUUGAAAUCUUCGUGUCAGGACAGUUAUCAGACUACUUGGACUUCCAUUCUAAGAAUACAGACUUCCUGAAAAAAUCAGGUUUAAUACAUGAGCAGAAUAUCCAUAAAAUGAGAAUAUUGACGACACUCACGCUCGCUAUACAACAAAAAGAAAUCUCUUUCGCCACCAUGACAGAACUGCUUGGUCUGAAAGACGACGAUGAAAUAGAAGAAUUUGUUAUAGACUUGGUCAAAUCAAAAUUAAUGCACGCAAAGAUUGAUCAAAUAAACCAGAAGAUUAUUAUAAGGUCAACAAGUCGAAGAACGUUUGGUAAAGCAGAGUGGAAGGAGCUCGAAAGCAAACUUGAAACGUGGCUGGAUAACUUUCAGACGAUACGAACAAAUUUAGAACAGAUUGUACAAGUUGGAGGGGCUUGAUGUAUAAUAUUUAAAGCGAGUUCAUGAACGUGUGUCUAAUCCAUCGAAACAGAAAUAUAUCUAAUAUUAGAGGC
Molecule: messenger RNA, 1320 nt
Organism: Hydractinia symbiolongicarpus
Lineage: Eukaryota; Metazoa; Cnidaria; Hydrozoa; Anthoathecata; Hydractiniidae
Product: eukaryotic translation initiation factor 3 subunit M-like
Exons: 10
Coding region: 107-1246 (379 amino acids)
Biological process (GO): cytoplasmic translational initiation
Cellular component (GO): eukaryotic translation initiation factor 3 complex; cytoplasm
Molecular function (GO): translation initiation factor activity
Source: RefSeq, a predicted model, not a curated record